Molecule: messenger RNA, 1119 nt
Organism: Echinostoma caproni
Lineage: Eukaryota; Metazoa; Platyhelminthes; Trematoda; Plagiorchiida; Echinostomatidae
Source: the annotation of a GenBank genome assembly
AUGACCGCAGAAUCAGAUGAUAUAGCAGUUGAGAUCCGGGGCGGUAGUUCUCCUAUGAACAAAGUGGAAGGGGCAUCUGAAGCAGUGGCACCAUCAAAUGCUGCUGAAGACCAAGAAUCGAAAAUCCACUGUGUCGACUAUUUGCGAGUAAAGGACAUUACUCAGCUCAUGCAAACGAUGGCUCAAAGUGCAGAAGAAUAUGCUCGGCAGAUAUGGAUGCGUGGUUGGCAAGUGGUUCAUUUCCAGCGUCUCCCUGCUUGGUUAAAAGAUAAUGAUCUUUUGAUACGUGGUCAUCGUCCGCAGCUUUACACGGCGUGGGCAUGCUUCAAAUCUAUUUUCAGAGUGCACACAGAAACGGGUAAUAUAUGGACGCAUUUACUUGGUUGUGGCUGUUUUAUCGUUAUUGCUGCAUUCGUGUUCGCCCAGCCGAGUGACUUGAUUCAAUGGCAAGAGAAGUUAAUUUUUGCCGGCUUUUUUGUGGGAGCUAUUCUUUGUCUCGGAUUUUCGUGCCUCUUUCACACGGUUUUGUGUCAUUCGGAAAGCGUCAGUAAACUGUUAAGCAAGUUGGACUACUGUGGAAUUGCUUUUCUCACAAUGGGUUCGUUUGUACCCUAUUUGUACUACUCAUUCUACUGCAUACUUUGGGCUAAAUUGUUCUAUUUAGCUCUAAUUGGCGUGCUCGGUUGUGGUGCAAUCGUUGUGUCCAUGUCAAACGAGUUUGCCUCGUCACAGUAUCGUCCACUUCGGGCUGCUUUGUUCAUUGCACUGGGUCUGUCCGGUGUAAUCCCGUGUUUACACGCAAUCAUCAUUUAUGGCUUUUGGCCUUGUGUACACCACGGCUCUCUGGGGUGGCUUUUCCUAAUGGCCGUUCUCUAUAUCAGUGGCGCGUCAAUCUAUGCUGUACGCGUGCCUGAACGAUGUUGUCCCGGGAAAUUCGACAUCUGGAGUCACCAAAUUUUCCACGUGUUUGUGGUCAUCGCUGCACUCGUACAUUACCACGGAAUAGGACUACUUACAAACUACCGCCUGACAUUGGGCGACUGUCAACCUCCGGCUGGGUACCCAUUCCCUGUGCACGAAUUUUCCAAUUUGGAACUGUUGAAACCCUUCAUGAAGUGA